AUGAGCAGCGGAACGUAUGGUAGCGAUGAAGUUGGUGCUCUAGUCAUUGAUAUUGGUUCUCAUACAGUUCGCGCUGGUUAUGCCGGUGAAGAAACGCCCAAAUAUGAUUUUCCAAGUCACGUUGGAAUCUUAGAGAUACCCAACGAUGAAAACGCCAUGAACGUUGAUGACACACAAAUGAUAACUAUGCCGAAGAAGAAAUAUUUCUUUGAUUUGAAUUCACUUCGUGUUCCACGUUCGAAUCUGUAUAUGCAAACAUUUUUAAAAGAUGGAAUGAUUGACGAUUGGGACUUAUUCGAACAAAUCAUGUCACAUACAUUCGAUUGCCUUUGUGACAAAGAACAAGGUCCACAGUAUCAUCCGAUCGUCAUGUCUGAACCACCGAUCAAUCAGCGUUUUAAACGUGAAAAGUUAUGCGAAAUCAUGUUUGAGAAAUUUCAAAUUCCAGCAUUUUAUCUAGCAAAGAAUGCGGUUCUUUCGUCAUUCGCUCAAGGUAAAGCAACAGCAUUAAUACUCGAUUGUGGCGCAACGCACACAACAGCUGUACCUGUUCAUGAAGGAAUGGUUUUACAAAAAGCCAUUGUUCAAUCACCACUUGGCGGUGAUUUCAUUCUAUCACAAUUGAAGCAAUUACUAGACAAUCAACAUCAUGAGAUAGUUCCACAUUAUUUGAUUAAAUCACGUGAACCCGUUCAACCAUAUGAGCAGCCGAAGUGGACGAUGAAAACGAAUUUACCAGAGAAUAUUAGUGAUUCGUAUAAGAAGUUUAUGACGAAAGAAGUUUUACAAGAUUUAGCACAAACUGUUUUACAAAUAUCUGAUACACCGUAUAACGAAAACGAAAUUAGUCAAUUACCACGCGUUGCAUACGAAUUUCCUAAUGGAUUAAAUCUCGAUUUCGGUGAAGAACGUUAUCGUAUUCCUGAAAGUUUAUUUAACCCAUCAAUCGUCAAAGGUGGCAAUGUACAAUUAACUUCAAUGCUUGAUCUUCCACGUCUAGUAACAAACUCAGUUACAAUGUGCGAUCCCGAUGUUCGAUCGUCACUUUAUUCCAAUAUAAGUAUCGUCGGUGGUAAUUCGUAUUUUCUUGGCCUUGUCGAACGUCUUCAUCGUGAACUAUCACAAAUUUUACCCCAAGCAAUGCGAAUAAAAGUUCAUAUUCCACCUUCGCUUAGCGAACGACGAUUUAGCUCAUGGAUUGGCGGUUCUAUUCUUGCUUCAUUGGGUUCAUUUCAUCAAAUGUGGAUAUCCAAACAAGAAUAUGAUGAAAGUGGAAAAUUUAUCAUCGAUAGAAAAUGUCCAUAA
This is a messenger RNA of Adineta ricciae, 1305 nucleotides long. NCBI's taxonomy places the organism in Eukaryota, Metazoa, Rotifera, Eurotatoria, Adinetida, Adinetidae. The record is from the annotation of a GenBank genome assembly.